GCCAGAGAUGUGAAGGGAAUUUUACCCGUGAUGGUUCUAAUGGUGAUCAUUUUCUUGAUGCUUCUGUUCUGGGAAAAUGAGCUAAAUGAGAACGGAGUGCUGUUCACCUUGGAGCACCUGCACGUGGACUACCCGCAGGACAGCGCUCCUGUCCGGUACUGCAACCACAUGAUCCAGCAGAGACUCAUCAGGGAGCCGGACCACACGUGCAAACUGGAGCACGUGUUCAUCCACGAGAGGCCCCAGAAAAUCAACAGCAUCUGCAUGUCUCCCAAGAGGGUGGCUUGCCUCAACCAUUCCACCAUAUUCUGCUUCCAGAGCGAGACAAAGUUCAGAGUGACGGUCUGUGAGCUCAUGGAGGGCACGCGGUACCCCGCCUGCAGGUACCGCAUUUCCCCCACGCAGGCCUUCAUCCAGGUGACCUGCGAUGACUUGGGGCCGGUUAGUUUCGAGGGCUAUAUUGAAUGACCA
Messenger RNA from Lepus europaeus (European hare), 471 nucleotides. RefSeq names its product ribonuclease A family member 12 (inactive) (gene RNASE12). NCBI's taxonomy places the organism in Eukaryota, Metazoa, Chordata, Mammalia, Lagomorpha, Leporidae. The record is from RefSeq and is a predicted model, not a curated record. The transcript has a single exon. Gene Ontology annotation, molecular function: nucleic acid binding. The coding region runs from base 31 to 468 and encodes 145 amino acids.